Dictyostelium purpureum is the source of this 765-nucleotide messenger RNA. RefSeq lists its product as uncharacterized. The record is from RefSeq and is a predicted model, not a curated record. The transcript has 2 exons. Lineage: Eukaryota; Evosea; Eumycetozoa; Dictyosteliales; Dictyosteliaceae. Bases 1 to 765 code for a protein of 254 amino acids.
AUGUUUAAACCAAGAAAUAAUAGAAAAAAUAAAAAAAUUAAUAAACAAUGCGAUGUUCCAAUCAACUUUUCUGCAAACACUGAAACUGAUGAAAUGGAAAUCGAAUAUAAAGCUGAUCCAAAUGAAAUAUUUUUACUUGCACCAAACUCAAAAAUGUUGAAAGUUAACAGAGCUUUGCAAGUAUCGGGUCAUUACAAAUUGAAACUCGUAGCCUUAGAUCUCCUUGAUGACCAUGUCUCAAAUAAAUAUUUAUUAUCAGAUUUAAGCCACAACCAAUAUGCUUCAGCUAUUAACUACCAAUUAAAUCUUACUCUCAAGUGCCAUGGUAGUGUAAAAUAUUUUAAUAGUGUUAAGGAUAAAGCCAGCUCUUUAUUAACUAAAAUGAUUAUCAAAGAAUGGGGAAACCCAGUUGCCUUUCCAGAAAAAUACUGUUGGGAAGAAGUUAAAAAUUCCAUUAUUAUCUUGGGUAAAUUCUCUCAAAUCAAAAAUGAAUCAAUUCCCGAAUUUUGUUCAAAUGAUUUCAGAGAUUUCUUUGAUAAAAUAUUUUUACUAUUAUUCAAUUUCCUUGAUUUUAUAGUUUCAAAUAAAGAUAGAAUAAUCAAGGAAUCAAUCUAUUUCGAUUAUGUUGAAGAAACUGAAAAAAGCAUUUCUUUACUCUUCGAUUUAGUAAGAAAAUUCAAAAGUAUUAAACUAAAAUACAAAAUAGUAUUGAUUUUUAAAACCUCAUCCAGUAUAAAACCAAAAGAAAAAGUCGAGUACACUUAA